This is a messenger RNA of Acanthosepion pharaonis, 951 nucleotides long. The record is from the annotation of a GenBank genome assembly. Lineage: Eukaryota; Metazoa; Mollusca; Cephalopoda; Sepiida; Sepiidae.
AUGACUUUGUGCCUUUCUUUCUUUCUCUCUCUCUCUCUCUCUCUCUCUCUCACUCUCUGUCGCAUUCUAUCAUUAUGUCUCCUUCUGUCUCUUUAUCUUUAUAUAUUUCUUCAUGUUUUCCUAUCUCUUUAUCGCUUUACCCCCACCCCCAUUCUAUUCUUUCUCUGCCUUUAUUUUUCUAUUUUUAUCCCUGUCUUUUCGUCUCUCUCUGUCACUAACAAUCUCUCUAUUUCUCUAUCUUUCUUUGUCUCUUCAUCUCUCUGCUUUUCUGUCUUGCUUUUUUCUUCUCUCUGUCACUUUUUCUCAACCUCUUUAUUUUUUUCUUCCCUAUCUCUCUCUCUCUCUCUCUCUCUCUCUCUCUCUCUCCCUCUCUUUCUAUCUGCCUUCUCCCUUUUUUGCCCUUUCCCUGUCUGUCUAUUUCUUUUUGUUGCGUUUUCUUUAUUGUGUCUAUCUUUGUCUCUCUCUCUCUCUCUCUCUCUCUCUCUCUCUCUCUCUCUUCUCUCUUUUAUCUUUUUUUUCUAUCUCUUUGUCUCUUCGUCUUUUCUUCUCUCCGUCACUUUCUCAGACUCUUUGUUUCUUUAUCUCUCUCUUUUUAAUGUCGUUCUCUGUUUUUCUGUCUCUCUUUCUUGCUUUUAUCUCUCUCUCUCUCUCUCUCUCUCUCUCUCUCUCUCUCUCUCUCUCUCUCUCUUUAUAUAUCUGUGUAUUCUCUGCCUCUCUAUCCUCUUUCUGACCCUCUAUUUUUCUAUUUCUCGUUUUGUCUCUCUCGGUCUGUUCUUCUGUCUGUUAUUUUCUCACUCUUUUUCUUUCUCUCUCUCUCUCUCUCUCUCUCUCUCUCUCUCUCUCUCGAUACCUUCCCGUCUCUUUUUUUUUUCUCUUUGUCUUUCGCUAUGCCUCAAUCUGAACCUCUUUAUCUCUCACCGUUCUCUCUCUUUCUCUCUCUGUCUAUCAUAG